ACCGCCGAACACCGCCCGAACAAGGAGAGGCAUCGACUUCGGUAGAAGUCGUGACAUAGGACUGUAUUGUGUCUGUUUUCCCAUAUUUCUUUGUCAUAGAUAUAUACCAGAUGGACAUAUAACUGUUUUUCCCUACUGAAUGUCAGUUGAGCUGGAGUGACUGUGUUGGAGUCCUCAGUGUAGCCAAUGAUGCUCAACCGUCACUCAACUGUAGUCGAGAGUGUCUAGUUGUGUCCUGGAACCCGCUAGCUGGGAUGAGUGGUGUCAAUGAGCAGGUUCAUGUCAAGAUCAACCACAUGAGUCAAAGCCGCAAACCAGCGUCACCACUUCACCCCUUCAGAGGGGAUACAGUGGCGCGGACAAACCAACAGGUGGCGCUAUCCUGUUUAACCCUGCCUGCAGGAGCGCCAUGAACCGUAACCUGAUCUUAGCAGAAACCUUGUUGAUACGGGUUGUUUCUGCAACCGGCUGAUGUUCAUUGUUCCGUACGUGGACUACAGACUGGGUUUGACUGAGCAUGUAUCUAGAGAAUGGAUAUAUUGGACUUAGUUUUACAGUAUCUGCCAGCGCUACAUGCUUAGUCUGUGUACAACAAUGACAGCCACAGUACUUUAGCUAUCUAGUACAAAGAUAACUGCACAAUAAAGACAUGAUUUCAUGUUCAGUGGGAGCGCUGGUCCACCAUGCAUCAGGGAUUUAAAUCCUCUUCAGCAGCUGUACAUCCUUGAGCGUGUACGGUACAAUAUGGCAAGCAACAGUCGAAGUCAUCUGGUAAAUAGGGAAGUUACUUCUUGACUGCUUCUCACAUUCUAAUAUUGUUCUAGCUGCCAUUUCAAUGUCAUCAUUUUUAACAUUAGUAGUGAUUUUGGUGACACACUAGACCUUCAGAAAAUCUGCACUGCUUCAUGCAUCACUUGCUCAGAUUACCCAGUGGACAGUGUGAUAGGGUGCACUGUAGCAGGGCAGAGCUGGCACUAGAAAUUCCACAGCAACAGAUGGAGUAUGAAGGUCACCCAAAAUUUCCCACCAAGCUAAUUAAAAUCCCACCAAGGGAGGGAAGGAAGAAGGGCAGGGAUAGAGAGAUAGCUGUCUCGCUGCUGUGAAAGGCUAUUUUGGGGGGAAACAAACAAUGGAGGGAAAUAGAAGCAUCUCCUUCUUAAGUUGCCAGCUCAGUGUUCCUUGUAUAGUGACCCUUUUGUCAUAAGCCUGUCAGCGUUCCGGUGUCUGAACACAGCUCAGCUCUGUCCACUGAUGCCACUUUUCUGUCUGUCUGUCAUUCGACUGAAGAAAGGUUGGCCCUUAUUUGCCUUGGUGCAGAUUAAUAUUUGUAAAGGUUUCAAUGGUGGCUGAUGUUCCCCUCUUUAAUUAACCUGAGGCUCUGUCUGUAAUUGGGGCUGUGCAUUAUGUGGCCUGCCGCUGCCCCGUGGUCCACAGACUAAUUGGUCAUUAUAAUGUAAUGGCUGGAUGGAUUUGAUUCCUUCCAUCAUUGGGACAAUGGCUAAUUGGAACGAGCACAAAUAAGCCAUCCAUCGCUUUCAUAUGCAAGUGGCUUUCUUGUCAUGAACUAAACCCUGUAUUUAAAGGUUAAUGGAGAUGAGACAAAAUGAUGUAUUGACAACCCUACAUUUUUAACCACUAAUGUGUGUGACCAUUUAUGGCAGUAGCUGUCACAUGGAACACUGUACCACUAAACUGUGCCUGUCAAAAGCAGAAUGGCUUGCAGAUAUUUGUUUGGGUCUUCCUGCGUGUUCUCCCGUGGAUUGGUCUGAUUGUCUUAGUUAGCUGUUGUGUCUCUUUGAUUGUAUACAUCUGGCAGUGUGCUGAGUCAAAUAAGUGUCCCCAGCUGCACAGAGAGCGUCUUUGGGAUGGAUGGAUGGGUGGGUGGCAUUCAGUGCCUCGUUCACUGAACCCAGCACCUGACUGUUCCUUUCACAUGACUGACACCCUGACCAGCCCCAUUACCAUCCUGACCUCUGACCUCACAGGGACUAGCAGACCUCAGCCUCCCCCUCCAACCACCCACCCUCAUGCCAGCUAGCCUCUUGUAGUCUGACUCCAUGUUGUCCAUCCACAAGCUGAGUCACAGUCUGUGUCCCUGUCUCUGCCCCUGCGCCUCUAUCUCCUGGCCCCACACCCUGGAUGUCUGUGGCCCCAGGACCAGAAGAAGAACUACAGAGCAGUGCAGUCCUGUGAGGAGGGGACUGGGGGGGGCUAUCUUGAGCCACUAGUGGCUAUGGCUCAGAACGGAGGCAACAUGCACAAUGUACUGGGGCCUGCCUGCAUCUUUCUACGCAAGGGCUUCGCUGAGAGCCGGCAGGCUGUACGUAAGUCCAGACACAAACAGACACAUGCCCAUAAUGCAUGCAGAGACACAUUUACCGUAUGUAGCUGCACCUGAUAAAACAGUGUUCAAAGCUUACACACAAUCAUACAGACAUUCUGUCUUUGUCUGCUUCUUUUUCACCCACGUUGACCAAUACACUCCUUAUGGACUCAAAGAAGAAGGAUAGAGAGCUGAGGCCGGAGGAAAUGGAUGAGUUGCGUGAGGCUUUUAAAGAGUUUGACAAAGACCAUGAUGGCUUCAUCGGCUGUAAAGACCUGGGCAACUGCAUGAGGACCAUGGGCUACAUGCCUACAGAGAUGGAGCUGAUUGAACUGAGCCAGCAGAUCAAUAUGAACUUGGGAGGACAUGUUGACUUUGAGGACUUUGUGGAGCUGAUGGGGCCAAAACUUCUGGCUGAAACAGCAGAUAUGAUUGGGGUCAAGGAGCUGAAGGACGCUUUUAAAGAGUUUGACACCAAUGGUGAUGGCAAGAUCAGCACAUCAGAACUCAGAGAAGCAAUGAAGAAACUUCUCGGUCAGCAGGUCGGUCACAGGGACCUAGAAGACAUCCUGCGGGACAUUGACCUGAAUGGAGAUGGUCACGUAGACUUCGAAGAGUUUGUACGUAUGAUGUCUCGCUGAGUGACAGGUUAAGCACCUGUAGGCCAUGUUUCUGACUGGCCCCUUUCCUGGUAAGAGAGGAAGAGAAGGAGAAGAGAUGCCGGAGCCGUUACCAACGGACCACUUACCUCUGACUUCUGUACAACAGAAGGGGAAAGCAACAUAUCAACAACCGCCCUGCUACUGCCACAUCCGAAGACGAGCACAGAAGCUGCCGGAACAACGUCAGCGAUCAUGAUGCUGUAUGCUGCCGUCCUUAAGAGCACAACAGAACAACAGCCAGCCUCCCACAAUUUUACACUGUACAUUUCCGAUAUUAGAGGUGUUUGUAGGUGUUUACAGGGGCUAAAGAGCAAUGUGAUGUUUGAGCUACUUACAAUCAUUACCAUGGUUGGUUAAGGCUAUGGGAAAGUAAAUGAGACAUAUUGACAUUUUCUCAUGCCAGCGUCUCCCAUAACCAACCUAAAGCACCAUAUUCCCCUCUGGGGCCUUAAAAAGCUAAACUUUUUAAUGGCAAUAUUAUUUCAAUGUACCUACUGUCAAAAUAUGUAUUAUUCAUGUGUGCGUACGUGUAUGUUUGUGUGUACCUCAAUUCUCCCAUAUUGUACGAUUCCAUAUGUCUUAAGCUACUGUAGAGUUAGUUUCAAACCCAUGGCCUACGCUAGACAACUGUCUCUGUCUUGAAAUACAUCUCAUGUAUUAGCGCUGAUGCACUUCUUCAGAUUUUAUUGUUAUCUAACACAUAUGGAGUUACAUUAUACAAGCUUUGAACAUAGAUGGGGAACUGUUUUGAUAAAGGAAAGAGCAUUUUCAUGAAAACCGAAGACUGGGGAAUGGGGUAGCAAUCAUAAAUAAACUGUUUACGUCUGGCCAACCCAAUACCCCAAAAAUGUGUACAUUGUUUUGCAUGAAUACUGAGAUUGUAUGGAGUGACACACUGUCACUCCAUACAAAUCAACAAUGUGCACCACAGACAAACAUACACACUGUAAUUUAUUGUGGUGAUCAACAUAACACUGAAACCUGUGUCUCUCUAUGUGCGUAAAAUCAGUGUGUAUCUCUGUACUGAUGAGAGUGUGUUUGUGUUUGAGUGUAGAACUUGUGAGUUUUUGUGUGUCCCUUACUCAGUCUUAUUUGUGACUUUGAAUUUGUCUUGUGCGAUUCUAUGCAUGCCAAAUACUAAAACAAUGUGUAGCGUGGUAGUUGAGAAUAAACAGCUUUAUUGCAAUUAUA
This is a messenger RNA of Salvelinus fontinalis (brook trout), 4176 nucleotides long. Its product is annotated as calcium-binding protein 1-like. The record is from RefSeq and is a predicted model, not a curated record. Bases 2488 to 2964 code for a protein of 158 amino acids. Lineage: Eukaryota; Metazoa; Chordata; Actinopteri; Salmoniformes; Salmonidae. The transcript is spliced from 7 exons. Gene Ontology annotation, molecular function: calcium ion binding.